AUGGUGGGUUUGGGGAAGAGGCCAGGAGAGACAGCGCUUGACCUUGCAAUUCGAACUCAGAAUCGCUUCAUCGUUUAUAUGUUAAUGGAGGAAGGAAGAAUGAGAAGCAGAAGGAAUGACAGGUUACUGAGAAUGAUGGAGAAAUACGAGCUGUUCCUGCUGCUGGCAUCUUGCUUGACGAUGUGGGCCAUAGGAUACGUAAUGAACUUGAGUUCUGAUUCUUGGCUUUUGAAAGGAUGCCUGCUUCUCUUUCUGCUGGUUGGGAUGGCCCAGUUUGUGAGACCUCCUAGUGCCCGGAGGACUGAUCCUGGAUAUAUUAAGUCUUCAGAAAAAGACAAAAAAGAGAACAUUGCAGCUCUAGCAGAAGCAGGGUGCUUGGACUUCAGAACAUUCUGCACGUCAUGUCUUGUAAGGAAGCCUUUGAGAUCUGUGCACUGCGUUCCUUGUGAUUCAUGUGUAGCCAGAUAUGAUCAGCAUUCUCUGUGGAUUGCACAGUGCACAGGUGUUGGGAACCAUCAUUACUACCUGUUGUUCCUGCCUUCCUUAACUGUGACCAGUGUCUGGCUGCUUUAUCUUCUGUAUUGGUCAAACCACUGCAUAACAAGUUACCAUGCAGAUGGUACAUGGACGUACUUCACGCAGAUAACUUCUUGUUCUCCAUGGCUGUUCUACAUCUUCAUGCUAGCCUGCUUCCAUACUGUGUGGGCUUCAUUGUGGCUAACUAUUCAGCUCUACCAGACUGCAUUCUUGGGACUGACCUCACAUGAGAGAAUGAACCUCCUGAUGGAGAGCAAAUCUUCUAAGCAUCCUGUUUCACUCAGGAGAAAUCCAUACAAUCUUGGAUGCUUCCAGAAUCUUGCAGACUUCUUUCAAUGCAGAUGUUUUGGUAUGGUCAAACCCAGUGGAGUUGGCUGGACCCAGCAAUACAACGUUCACGUGAUAAAGAAGAAAAACGUUUGCUGUGUAUGAAUUCUUACUUGAUUUCUAAAGCUGCUGAGCUGUGUGAGAAAUAAAACUGGAUGUUUUGUUAAUCUUUA
Messenger RNA from Centrocercus urophasianus (Greater sage-grouse), 1037 nucleotides. Its product is annotated as palmitoyltransferase ZDHHC13-like. Lineage: Eukaryota; Metazoa; Chordata; Aves; Galliformes; Phasianidae. The record is from RefSeq and is a predicted model, not a curated record. Gene Ontology annotation, cellular component: Golgi membrane. Gene Ontology annotation, molecular function: palmitoyltransferase activity. Gene Ontology annotation, biological process: protein palmitoylation.